AUGGGGGUACAUGACGUUGCCCUGGCUCCCGAUAACACCACCUUUACGGCGGUCGCACUCGAUGGCUCCAUGUACUUACUGGACGUUUUGGACGGCGUAAAGAUGCCUAGUGUUUCGCAUACUUUGGCACCUAAUUUUUGGUCAACUGCCUUCGGUGGCCGCAGCGAUUGGUUGUAUGGGGGCACCGGAGACGGAAAAGUACACAAGUACGGGUCGGAGCAAGGCGCGCUUUUGGAAACCUACGAUACAAGGAAGCCGAGCAACGUAAUGGGAUUGGAUGUGACGAAGGAUGAGUGUUUUGUGGCUACCGGUGACGAUAAUGGCAUCCUCACAAUUUUCGAUGCCGACACCAAAAAGAUCUCACUCCAGCUGGAUUUCAGGAAAACCAUACGGCGCCUUUGUUUUGAUCCUCUGGGUCGCCAUUUGCUGAUCGCCUGCGAAGACCACACCAUUAAGAUAGUCAAUAUGCCCCAUGGAGUGGUGGAGGCAACCACUCCGAAACAUGCUGCUGCCGUCGUUUCGGUGGACGCCUCUCCAGAUGGCAAGUAUUUUGUAAGCGGCAGCUCCGACGGCACCGUCAAGCUCUGGGAUGUGCGCUUCAACAGGUGCCAACAGACCUAUGGGUCAGAGGGAGCCUUAAAACUCUGGGAUGUUGCAUUCAAUCCAAGAAACGACAUGGUCGCCUGUGUUGGAAAAGAAAAGAAGUCCAUUCUCCAUUAUUGCAAUAUAGUCGAGUCCUAA
This is a messenger RNA of Scaptodrosophila lebanonensis, 741 nucleotides long. Its product is annotated as vegetative incompatibility protein HET-E-1-like. Gene Ontology annotation, molecular function: protein binding. Bases 1 to 741 code for a protein of 246 amino acids. Gene Ontology annotation, cellular component: Cdc73/Paf1 complex. Lineage: Eukaryota; Metazoa; Arthropoda; Insecta; Diptera; Drosophilidae. The transcript has a single exon. The record is from RefSeq and is a predicted model, not a curated record.